Messenger RNA from Chrysemys picta bellii (western painted turtle), 5397 nucleotides. It is a transcript of the gene MAP3K5, whose product is annotated as mitogen-activated protein kinase kinase kinase 5. Gene Ontology annotation, biological process: cellular response to stress; MAPK cascade; protein phosphorylation. Gene Ontology annotation, molecular function: ATP binding; MAP kinase kinase kinase activity. The record is from RefSeq and is a predicted model, not a curated record. NCBI's taxonomy places the organism in Eukaryota, Metazoa, Chordata, Testudines, Emydidae.
GAAUGCGGCUCUUUAUAAUCCUGGGCAAGGGGAGGGAAUAAGGAAGGAGCCGGGCAGCUCUGGGCUGCCUCCGGUGCGGUUGGUGCUCGCUCUGCGGUUGCAGCCAUAGCUGGCUCAAGAGGCGAUACAUAGUAGCUAGCAGCAGCAAUCCCACAAGUGGUUUGUGUGCUGCCGCUGCAGGAGGAGCUGAUCGGGGCAGCCAGUCCGCCGGAGGGAGCUGCGCUGGCGGCGAGAGCCGAAGGAGGAGCGUCUGCCCGGGGAGGAGCGGGCGAAGAAGUGCAGUGACUUCGGGGAGAGGCUGUGCCCGGCUGCCAGCAGAGCCGCUCGCCAGGUGGUCACUUCCCUGCAGGUGAAGCCAGCCCAGCCCAGCGCGCGGGGAAGGGGCGCGCAAUGGUGCCCUUGGCAGGCACCCGGCGGGACUGCGCUGCCCUCCCGGCUCUGCGAGCUCACGGCAGCUGCUAAGCCGGGACUGUCUCCGCUUUCCCCGCCCAGCGGCGGGCUGCAGGACUCGGAGCCUCCGGCGGCGAGGGAUAGGGCGGCAGGGCGAGCACGGAGGGCGGCGCAGCAUGGCAUCUGCUUAGCCCCGGCGAGCGGCACCAGCAGAGCCGGGGACGCGGCGCGGGGCUCCGCAGGGAUGAGCGACAGCAGCGAGGGGAUCAGCUUCUCGGUGCCCAGCCCGCCGGGCGGCGGCUGCCUACACGAGGAGGGGCUCGGCGGGGUCAGCCGGAGAGCGCCAGGGGCCGACGGGGGCGCCCGGAGCCUCCUCCCCGCCCCGGCCGCGCCGCCAGCCGGCACCUACUGGAAUGAGGACAGCGGCGCUGCCUGCCCCGUGGCGGGGACUGGAGCCCGAGCCAAGGGCGGCUGCACCAGGAGAACCACGGUGUCCUACGUGAUCAACGAGGAGAGCCAGGGGCUCCUGGUGGCGGCGGAGAGCGGGGCCCUGCAGAGCCUGCGGGAGGCGUGCGAGGCGGUCGGGGCCUCCCUGGAGACCUUGCACUUCGCCAAGCUGGACUUCGGGGAGACCACGGUGCUGGACCGCUUCUACAACGCAGAUAUUGCAGUGGUGGAGAUGAGUGACGCUUUCCGUCAGCCUUCCUUAUUCUACCACCUGGGAGUCAGAGAGAGCUUCAGUAUGGCCAACAACAUUAUCCUCUACUGUGAUACAAAUGCAGACUCUCUGCAGUCGUUGAAGGAAAUUAUUUGCCAGAAGAAUAAUAUGUGCACUGGUAACUACAUAUUUGUUCCAUAUAUGAUAACCCCACAUAACAAAGUGUACUGCUGUGAUAGCAGUUUUAUGAAGGGAUUAACGGAGCUAAUGCAGCCCAGUUUUGAAUUGCUCCUUGGGCCAAUAUGUUUACCUUUGGUGGAUCGCUUCAUUCAACUCUUGAAGGUGGCACAGGCCAGUUCAAGCCAAUAUUUCCGGGAGUCCAUUCUUAAUGAUAUCAGGAAGGCCCGCAACCUGUACACAGGCAAAGAGCUAGCUGCAGAGCUGGCAAGGAUACGACAGCGAGUGGAUAAUAUUGAACUCUUGUCUGCGGACAUCAUAAUAAAUUUGCUGCUGUCCUACAGAGACAUUCAGGAUUAUGAUUCCAUUGUGAAAUUGGUGGAAACUUUAGAAAAGCUGCCUACCUUUGACUUGGCCUCCCAUCACCAUGUGAAGUUUCAUUAUGCAUUUGCACUAAACAGGCGAAAUCUACCCGGAGAUAGACAGAAAGCUUUAGAAAUUAUGAUACCCCUGGUACAACAUGAAACUCAGGUAGCUUCAGAUAUGUACUGCCUGGUGGGACGAAUCUACAAAGAUAUGUUUUUGGACUCUGGCUUUACAGACAUAGAAAGCAGAGACAAUGGGACAUCCUGGUUCAAGAAGGCGUUUGAGUCGGAGCCAACAUUGCAAUCGGGAAUUAAUUAUGCAGUACUCCUACUGGCAGCUGGACACCAGUUUGAUACUUCUUUUGAGCUACGGAAAGUUGGGGUAAAGAUCAGUAGCCUGCUUGGUAAAAAGGGGAAUUUGGAGAAGCUGCAGAGUUAUUGGGAAGUCGGAUUUUUCUUGGGCGCCAGUGUCCUGGCCAAUGACCACCUAAGAGUGAUCCAGGCUUCAGAAAAGCUAUUUAAGCUAAAGACACCGGCAUGGUACCUCAAGUCUAUUGUAGAAACUAUUUUGAUAUAUCAGCAUUUUAAGAAAUUGAAUCCAGAACAACAUGUUGCCAAACAGGAACUUGUGGACUUUUGGAUGGACUUCCUAGUUGAAGCCACAAAGACAGAUGUGUCUGUAGUUAGAUUUCCAGUUUUAAUAUUAGAACCAACAAAAAUUUACCAGCCUUCAUAUCUGUCCAUCAAUAGCGAGGCGGAGGAGAAGACCAUAUCUAUCUGGCACGUCCUACCUGAUGACAAGAAAGGUAUUCAUGAGUGGAACUUCAGUGCUGCUUCUAUCAGGGGAGUAAGUAUUUCAAAGUUUGAAGAGCGAUGCUGUUUUCUUUAUGUACUGCAUAACUCAGAUGACUUUCAAAUCUAUUUCUGCACAGAACUGCAUUGCAAGAGGUUUUUUGAUAUGGUGAAUAGUAUCACUGAAGAUAUAGGGAAAAACACAGAGGAAGGGGAAUGUGAUGGAGAUUCUGUAGAGUAUGACUAUGAAUAUGAUGAAAAUGGUGAGAGAGUCGUUUUGGGGAAAGGAACUUACGGCAUAGUUUAUGCAGGACGAGAUCUGAGCAAUCAAGUUAGGAUUGCCAUUAAAGAAAUCCCAGAAAGAGAUAGCAGGUAUUCCCAGCCUUUACAUGAAGAAAUCGCCCUGCAUAAGCAUCUCAAGCACAAGAACAUUGUGCAGUACUUAGGUUCCUUUAGUGAGAAUAGUUUUAUUAAGAUAUUCAUGGAACAGGUGCCAGGGGGCAGCCUUUCUGCUCUUCUGCGUUCAAAAUGGGGACCACUAAAAGAUAACGAGCAGACAAUUGGUUUUUACACCAAGCAGAUUCUUGAAGGAUUAAAAUACCUCCAUGAUAAUCAGAUAGUGCAUCGAGACAUAAAGGGUGAUAACGUGCUUAUCAACACAUACAGUGGAGUUCUAAAGAUUUCAGACUUUGGCACAUCAAAGAGACUUGCAGGGAUCAAUCCGUGUACUGAAACUUUCACUGGUACCCUUCAGUAUAUGGCACCAGAAAUAAUAGACAAAGGGCCACGAGGCUAUGGAAAAGCUGCCGACAUCUGGUCUUUGGGGUGCACCAUCAUUGAAAUGGCCACAGGGAAGCCUCCAUUUUAUGAACUGGGAGAGCCACAGGCAGCUAUGUUUAAGGUGGGAAUGUUUAAAAUACACCCAGAGAUUCCUGAAUCCAUGUCAGCAGAGGCCAAAGCCUUCAUACUGCGUUGCUUUGAACCAGACCCUGACAAGCGAACUUUUGCUAAUGAACUACUUGUAGAUGAGUUUUUAAAGAUUUCAAGCAAGAAGAGAAAAUCCCAAACAAAACUCUCAGCUCUUUCAGCUAACUCAAAUGAAUACCUUCGGAGCAUAUCUUUGCCUGUUCCUGUUCUGGUAGAAGAUACGAGCAGUAGCAGUGAAUAUGGCUCUGUUUCACCUGACACAGACUUAAAAAUUGAUCCAUUCUCUUUCAAAUCAAGAGCCAAAUCGUGUGGAGAAAAAGAUGCAAAAGGAAUCCAGUCCCUUUUUCUGAGCAUCCCAGAUGAGAAUUUUGAGGAUCAUAGUGCUCCUCCUUCACCUGAAGAGAAAGAUUCUGGGUUCUUCAUGCUAAAAAAGGACAGUGAACGGAGAGCCACUCUCCACAGAAUAUUAACAGAGGACCAAGAGAAGGUGGUGAGGAACUUAAUGGAAGCCUUAGCUCAGGGAGCUGAAGAACCCAAACUAAAAUGGGAGCACAUUGCAACUCUCGUUGCCAGCCUCAGAGAAUUUGUAAGGUCAACUGAUCGCAAAAUCAUUGCUACCACUCUUUCAAAACUGAAACUGGAAUUAGAUUUUGACAGUCACGGUAUUAGUCAAGUCCAGUUGGUGCUAUUUGGUUUUCAAGAUGCUGUCAAUAAAGUUUUACGAAAUCACCACAUCAAGCCACACUGGAUGUUUGCCUUGGACAGCAUAAUUCGAAAAGCUGUGCAGACUGCUAUUACUAUUCUGAUCCCAGAACUGAGGCCACACUUUAGUCUUGCAUCUGAAAGUGAUACAGCAGAUCAGGAUGACAUAGAAGUUGAAGAAGAUCAUGAUGAACAGCCUCAGAAUCAAAAUAUUCAACGGCCUUGCAUUGUCAUAGAAGAUGCUAUAGCUACCUCAGGUGUGAGCACACUCAGUUCUACAAUGUCCCACGAUUCCCAGGCUGCUCAUAGAUCGCUGAAUGUUCAACUAGGGAGGCUAAAAUUAGAGACAAAUAGGCUACUAGAAGAGUUAGUGCAGAAGGAGAGAGAAUUUCACGCCCUUUUGCAUCAAGCUAUAGAAGAAAAGGAUCAAGAGAUCAAAAACCUGAAGCUUAGAUCACAGCAAGUAGAUAUCCCUGGACUGUCUGUCUGUCACCUUAAUCCUUCUGGCACAGGGGUUGAAGACUCUGAUCUCAUAAACUGGCUGAGAGUUCAUGGAGCUGAUGAAGAUACUAUAAAUAGGUUUUUGGCAGAAGACUACACAUUAAUGGAUAUUCUCUGCUACGUUACACGAGAUGAUCUGAAAUGCCUGAGACUAAGAGGAGGGAUGUUAUGUACGCUCUGGAAGGCCAUCAGUGACUUUCGAGAGAAACAUGCUUGAUGCUGGCUAAAUCGGUUUCUACUUCUUUGCAGAGAUUUAGAGAUUUUCUGCAGCACAGAGCAGGUUUGCUGUCAGAGAGAGUGUUGCACUUUAAUCCAGUAUUUGUUUACCAAUGUUAAAAACACUGCAGCUCUUGACUGCAUUUACUCCGACAAUCCCUAAGAAGUCUGUAAACACCCUUUUACAUUACUUUAGUUUUAAAUGAUUUUACAUGGAAGCUUUUUUAAAAUCUUAAAAUCUGUUGUAGAUAAAGUAACCAGAUGGUAAUUUUACACAAAACUUAUGUAAGAUUUCAUGUGAUUGUGCAUCACUGGAACAAAACCAAAAUGUGACAAUCUUUCAAGUUUAUUCUUCUUUGUUAUAUACCAUAAUAAUCUGUAGUAGAACUUCAGAAUUUCAAUUAUCAUGUAAAGCUUACAUUUUUUCUUUUAAUGUGCAGAACCUAAAAGCAAUUGUUUUUACUUACUGCCCUAUAUAAAUUUUAAUAUUGUUUAUUUUUGGUAACUUAAGUUCCCUGGUCUACAGUACAUUUGUUUUAGAGUUGUUUAUGUACUACUGAACUGUACCAGUUGUAUAUGCCUGAACCAUAGUAAUGUUAGCUUGUUCUAAAGCUAUCUUUUGUGACAUACAAACAGAUGUUCUUAAAAAUAAAGAAUCUAAGAAUACAA